Molecule: messenger RNA, 633 nt
Organism: Alternaria ventricosa
Lineage: Eukaryota; Fungi; Ascomycota; Dothideomycetes; Pleosporales; Pleosporaceae
Exons: 1
Coding region: 1-633 (210 amino acids)
Source: RefSeq, a predicted model, not a curated record
AUGCUCGCUCUGGAGUGUGGCUACCCGUCGCAUCGCAUCGCAUCGCAUCCCUCCACCCAGCCCAACACAACAAGCGCGAACCUCACUAACACCACUCCCACAGACCCCCACCCUCUCCUCGCCCAAGUUCCCCUAACACUCUCGCCCUUCCUCUCCCUCCCCACAUCCGUCCCCUUGCCAUACUCCUACGUAACCCUCCCGUCGACGCUACCUCCCUCGAUCCUCUCCCAACAGCAGCAACAACAAGACCCGUCCAACCCCAACGCCUCUGCGUCGAAACCAGCAUAUGUCACCUCGUCAACGGGCACAUCAGCGCAUCCAGACCAGAUACUCACGUCGUGUGUCGCGUUACAAGAGCACCUUGCUAAGCUAGAAGCGGACGCGAGGAGAACGUUGGCGGAGUGGGAGGAGAGGCGGCGGAAGGAGGACCUCGCGGAGAAGAGGCGGGUUGCGCCUGGGUGGUUGGAUAGUGGUGUGCAUAUCAUCAAGCCGGAGGGACCUGGCGAUAAUAAUGAGUCGGUCAAGGAAGAAAAGGUGCCGGAGCAGAAUCUCAUGGAUCUAGAUCCGCAGGCGGAGCGCAAGGCACAGGAAGGCGAGGAGCUGGAUAGGGUGUUUGGCGGAUUACAAGUCUAA